AGUGCUGUUCAUUGUCAUGGAAAAUUAUUAUCCUUUUGUUAUAUUAAGUAGUUGUUGUUGGAUGUUAUUUGUCUCUUUGAAAAACAUCUGAUGUAAAUUUGGUGUACUUCAACUCAAAUGCCUACUACUAGAACCAAAACCUACUACUAAAUGGUUCCAAAAACAUUGCAUGUUAUUGUAAAAGUCUUGGUCAAUAUUCUCGUGUUACUGUGAUGUAGUAGACAAAUUUUUAUGCUUGGACAUUUUUAACUUUUCUUAUAGCAACUAUUGCUCUAAAAUUCUUUGCUGGUCUCUUACUUCUAUUGAUGGCAGAAAAGAACACAUUUGGGUACACCUACCAGGACAGUUUGUUCUACGUUUAUCUUGCUUUGGGGUUGCAGACCCUAAGAUAUCAAGAUAGCUCUUGAUGGUAUAACAUGACAUUGGAAGGAAUUAUCGAUGACUACUUUGAUGGGUACUUUUCUGAAGAAAUGAUUGUCCCAGUUUACGGUACUAAGCUUGACGCUGCUCGGUGUGAUGUUGUUCUUUGUCGGCGUGGAGCUAGUCGUCGCCACAUAUACCCGUUGCCUCCGCUUGAUGUAGUUCGCUAUGGACAUAGACAUGGGAAAGUCACGACGGAGAUCCCCCACUUCAACCCACGGAUCCGGGGUGGCUGUGGUGGUCAGCUGGUGACUGAGCUCAAAAUCUGGUUCAGCGUCAAUGGUUGGCUGCGCUCCAGUGCGAGGGGUGGUGGCGCUUUGAGGAGACAGCUGCAUGCCUUCAUCAGUUGCUUUGUGUACUACUUUUCACUUUCAGAAUCAAUUCGUGAUUCCAUAGUGAGUCAUUACCAACGAAAUUAUGGGGGGGUUUCCCUAGGCAUCAGAUCAGGAAGCAACAAGCCCCGUCUCUUUGGUGGUCUCUUUGGUGCUCCAGUAGUGGAUAUUGCUGGAAUAGCUAAAGGACUUGGUUGUAACACUUGCUCUGAACUUUACUCAAUAAGAAAGUUUUCGAAAAAUUGAAGUCGGAUUUUUUCAGGCUUCCUAUA
Molecule: messenger RNA, 1024 nt
Organism: Triticum urartu
Lineage: Eukaryota; Viridiplantae; Streptophyta; Magnoliopsida; Poales; Poaceae
Source: RefSeq, a predicted model, not a curated record